AUACUUACUUUUCUUUUUUAUAACGACACACACCUGGCUCACAAUGGCGUCCCAGCAACAACCUACUAUAUCGAUCUCGGCCUCGCCGCAUGAAGACCCCGAGAGGAUGCGCAAGGUGAUGAACACACAUAUCGAAAAGGUGUUUGGGGAAUCCGAUGCUGCAGCCCGCGGCAAGACAAUGGAGCCGCUCUAUCACGAAGAUGUCACUUGGUUCCAACCCGGCGAAUAUUCCGGCGAACAUGCCAUCAUUCGCGGCAGGGAUAAUGUAAAUGCGACUAUUCAAAAGGAACAGGAUCAAUUCCCCGGAUUUUACAUUACGCACGACGACGAAGGGUACAUCGCCGUCACCCAAAACCUAGGCAUUGUGCACUGGAAGUUGGGACCGCGCGAGCAGCCCGACAUGAUCAAGGCUUGCCAUUAUAUUCUAUUUGAGGAUGGGAAAGUCAAGGCAUUUUGGACUGCGCAUCUGAAAAUGCCUGAGGGGCCGCCGUCUUAGUUCAUGGGAAACAUUCUGAUUGUGUAUUUCUUGGCCACACGAUCACCAGACACCUGUGGAGGACUUCAGCGUAUCCAUUGCAAAGUAUUACCCGUUGUGCCAUCACGGGGUAGCAUGGAACAGCCGUGGAUUAAGCACCCGUAGAUCUGAUCAAGAAUAGUG
Molecule: messenger RNA, 658 nt
Organism: Trichoderma harzianum CBS 226.95
Lineage: Eukaryota; Fungi; Ascomycota; Sordariomycetes; Hypocreales; Hypocreaceae
Exons: 1
Coding region: 44-496 (150 amino acids)
Source: RefSeq, a predicted model, not a curated record